AUUGAUAUGCUCAUAAGUCAGUGGUCAAACUAGCUCACUAGUCACGCUGUGGAGCAACUCAUCAAUUCAAAACAUAUCAGCUCACAAAUUGAUAUCAACAAGCCACUAAAUCAAAUUAGGUAGUGACUCGUGAGUGAACAAAACUUAGCUUAACUUCAACUAUUCAAUAAAGAAUAAACCAGUUACGCAACCGACUAAAUUUUGUCAAACUGAUGUUGGUCCACAAGAUCUUGGCUUCCAGGGGUACGAGUUUACCUAGGAGAACAACAGAGAAGAAGGUGGGUUGAUCGAGGAAUGGCUAGACCGAUUCUUAACAUUGGUAAAAUGGCAGGCAAUGUUCUCAGAAGCUUGAGCUCGACAUUUGGACAUAAGGAAGUCCAAUCAACAAUUGAUUUUCUGUGAUACUCAAGGAGAAGAAGACGAGGAACCGCAGUGGGGAUAGAGUUUUAGAUUCGAUCUCCUUUGGACUAACCAUGUUGACUGUGCAGGUGUCAUAAAAGAUGCGUAGACCAGUGGAGGAGGGACGGAUGCACUAUAAAAAAUUGAGAGUUGUCGUGCGAGGCUUGAGAUGUGGAGCAGAUAGGCUUUCCCUAAUUUCAAAAGGCGAAGAACAAGCCCUAAAGGCUUUGGAGAGAGUUCAAAAGACAGAGGUAGUGUUGAUGCAAAAAAAGUCCCUGGAGUCCGAGCUAGAGGAACUGGAAGAAGAGGAAGAACAAUACUAGAAGCAGCGGUCGAGAGCAGAUUGGCUGAAGGGUGGCGAUAAGAACACUAAAGUUUUUCCUCCCAAGGCCACUGGUCGUAGGAGGAGGAACCCUAGUCGGAAGCUACGAGAUCAAGCAGGGAGGUGGUACCUAGGAACGGAUCAGGCCACAGAAUGUCUUCACCAUUAUUUUGAUUGUCUAUUUACUGCAGGUGCAACACCUGUGGCCACACUUGUCCUGGAUUCCAUACGUAGGUCGGUGGGGGAGGUAGAUAACGAGGAGUUGCUCUAAUCGAUGACCCGAGAGGAAGUAUGGGCAAUAGUCAAACAAAUGGGGACGGGAAAGGCACCUGGUGCUGAUGGUUUAUCAAUGUUCUUCAGGAAAUAUUGGGAGAUAGUAGCGGAGGAUGUGCGGGAAACUGUCCGAGGUAUUGUUGAUCAUGAGACGAUUUCGAGUGGGCUGAACCAUACGGUAGUUGCUCUUAUUCCAAAAGUGAAGCAGCCGACCUCGCCAAUGGAGUUCAUACCUAUUAGUUUGUGCAACAUCCUAUACAAGAUGACAUCCGAAGUACUUACAAACCGGUUGAAGGUGAUUCUUGACAAGAUCAUCUUUCCGACGCAGAGUGCUUUUGUUGCUGGUUGAUUUAUCACAGAUAAUGUGAUGGCAGAGUUUGAGUGUUUUCACACGAUGAAGAAAAGACAAAAAGGGAAGAUUGGUCACUUUGCAGCUAAGUUCGAUAUGGCGAAGGCAUAUGAUCGAGUGGAGUGGGGGUUUUGGAGGGGGUUAUGCGGAGGAUGGGUUUCGAUGAAGAAUGGAUACGGAAGAUCAUGGUAUGUGUACGGUCUGUUACUUACUCUAUCCUGAUGAACGGACAUCAAUCUAGUUUUAUUUCUCCGGGACGAGGGAUUAGACAGGGAGCCCCUAUCUCUUUCUUUUGUGUGCGGAGGGUUGCCAGCAUAUACUGAGAAAGCAGUUCAGGAAAAAGGGUUACAUGGGUUCCAUCCUAAUGCAGGAGCUCCGAUUAUCUUCCAUAUGUUUUUCGUGGAUGACAUCAUCUUUUUUUGCUAGAUCAAGUCAACAGGAAUGUGCAGUUCUUAAUGGGAUUCUGACAGAUUAUGAAAGGGAGUCGGGGCAGCUGGUAAGCUUUCAGAAAUCAGAAGUCUCUUUUAGUAAGAAUUUGUCCCCGCAUGCCAAGGUGAUCAUUGGAGGUACCCUGGGUAUGAACAUUGUAGAGAACAUGAGAAAUAUAUGGGACUGGCGACUACUGCGGGGUAGUCAAAGAAGGAACUGUUCACUGCAUAGUUAGACCGAGUUUGGAAGAAGCUAGAAGGCUGGAAGGAGAGAGUGAUGCCCGUGGCUGCUCAAGAAGUUCUUAUUAAGUCUGUGGCUCAAGCUCAAUUGUCCUAUUCUUCGGUUUUUAAAAUUCCGGAUGAUAUUUUAGAGCAAGUACACAGCUUAAUGACCACGUUGUAGUGGGGACAGAAGGGGUCUGAACGACGGGUUCACUGGAUAAGAAGGGAGGAAUUAGUGUGCCCAAUUGGAGGGAGGGAUGAGAUUUCGAGAUAUGAAGGGAUUUAAUUUGGAGCUGCUGGCUAAACAGCCGUGGAAUCUCUAUCAACGCCCCAAGUCACUGAUUGCAAAGAUUUUAAGGGCAAAAUAUCAUAAAAAGUCAUCCAUUCUUGAUGGGAAUAUGGGUCAUAACCCUAGUUUUGUAUGGCAAAGCUUAUAUGCGGCGCAAGAUUUUUUAAACAAGGGUUUACGGUGGAGGAUUGGUAAUUGAGACUUGGUCUGGAUUUGGGGAGAUAGGUGGAUUCCGAACCAGGGAGCCUAGUAUGUCACGUCGUCACCACUGGGACUGCUAGUGGAUGCAAGGUCAGCGAUCUUAUGGAUCCAGUUACAGAACGCUGGGACUUGUCUACUCUCGGGAGCUGCUUCCCGUCAAAUUUGGUUAAGGCAAUUUUUCAGAUCCCCUUGCGUGGUCUUCAUGAUAGGGAUAGACUCAUCUGGUGCUCCAGCAAAGAUGAGAAUUAUAUGGUGAAAUAAGAAUAUCGGGUACAA
This is a messenger RNA of Linum trigynum, 2759 nucleotides long. NCBI's taxonomy places the organism in Eukaryota, Viridiplantae, Streptophyta, Magnoliopsida, Malpighiales, Linaceae. The record is from the annotation of a GenBank genome assembly.